Cadophora gregata is the source of this 2049-nucleotide messenger RNA. It is a transcript of the gene VPS74, whose product is annotated as Vacuolar protein sorting-associated protein 74. The coding region runs from base 440 to 1507 and encodes 355 amino acids. The transcript has 4 exons. The record is from RefSeq and is a predicted model, not a curated record. Gene Ontology annotation, cellular component: cytosol; Golgi cisterna; trans-Golgi network. Gene Ontology annotation, molecular function: phosphatidylinositol-4-phosphate binding. Gene Ontology annotation, biological process: Golgi vesicle budding; Golgi organization; Golgi to plasma membrane protein transport. NCBI's taxonomy places the organism in Eukaryota, Fungi, Ascomycota, Leotiomycetes, Helotiales, Ploettnerulaceae.
GCGCCUGUAAAAAUGUUUAGAACACCUUACUCUUCCUCAGUGCCACGCUCAUGUUUGUGUAUCUUGACUACCAAUCUAUCAAAGUUCCGUAACCGGUCAAAGUCUUGGGACCCAGCAGCCUCGCACCCAAAGGAGCUUUGCGCUAGUGCAUCCCUGCCUCACGGAUGAACUUCAUACAAAGCUCUCGAAUAUCUUCCCGACAGCAUCGUUUAUGCCCCGCGAAGUGCUUGCGAACACCAACCCUAUUAACGCAUGAAAUCCAAUCGCUCUGCGACGAGCCUUCGAGUUCCUAAAAGUAUUUCGACACCAACUGAUACCCUCGUGUUCGGGCAUACGAAUUGCGGAGACCUGUCAUAAUCGCAUGCGAGGACACCCAUAAAUCCCCCUUUCUCCAAACCUCGACCCGACCUGGGAACAACAGCCCAUCGUAAACACCAAAAUGUCGUCGGGACUCACUCGAAGAAGAGGCGGCGGCGGCGGAGGAGCAAGUGGAGAGAAUGAGGAGGGAGAUCCGAGUCGCGUGGCUUCCCCAGUCCCCAAGGCUGGUGGCUCUCGCGACACCGGUGGUCCAGAAACAUCCUACGAGAGCGGCGAGAAUGGACACAAGAUUGCUUUCGACCCGAGGGAUAUCAGCGAGAGUGCUGAGCGGAGUAAGCAGCCGAAGCUGACGCUCAUGGAAGAGGUGCUCUUGUUGGGAUUGAAAGAUAAGCAAGGAUACCUCUCAUUCUGGAACGAUAAUAUCUCAUACGCGCUGCGAGGAUGUAUCGUCAUCGAGCUUGCCUUCAGAGGACGUGUUAGCAUGCAGAAGGAUUCCUCGAGAAGGAGGUUCCCCCUAGCUGAUCGAGUUAUCGAAGUCAUCGAUGAUACACUUACUGGAGAAGUUCUGCUCGACGAGGCGCUCAAGAUGAUGAAGGCCAGUGAGAAAAUGAGUGUCAGCCAGUGGAUUGACCUAAUGAGUGGAGAGACCUGGAACUUAAUGAAGAUUGGCUACCAAUUAAAGCAAGUCAGAGAAAGAUUAGCGAAGGGCUUGGUCGACAAGGGAAUUCUCAGAACCGAGAAGCGAAACUUCCUACUAUUCGACAUGGCAACACAUCCUGUAGCUGACGGAGGAGCCAAGGAGGAAAUCAGACGACGUGUUAGAAACGUCCUGACGCAGCGAACAGUGGUUCUACCCGGAAGUCAAUUCCUUCCAGAAAAUCUCGAAUUCAGAUACGUCCGAACCAUUGCUAUGGUAUGUGCUGCGUACGCUGCCAAUGUUCUUGAAAAUGCGUUGGCUACGCUGGGACAUGAAGCUAGAGAACGUGCUUUUGCCCAGGUAGAUGAGCUGCUCGCCGAGUACAGUCAAUGGCCGUUUGGAAAGAGGGCUGGUGGGGCUUCUGGCGGUGUUGGGGCGAAUUUGGGACAGGUGAUUGGAGACGAGGUUACCAAUGGCAAGGACAAGGAGUUGCAACUCGAGGUCGUAGCAGCAUGUCUCAGUGUCUUCACUCGCCUGGACUCCCUCCUCUAGUUGUUCAAGAGGAAUUACAUCACAGAACUGGGCAAGGCAGGGCACCAAAGGACGACGACCGGCUUGGAGACAGAAAGGGAGUGAUAAACCUUCUACAUUGUCGUAAUUACUACCGGGUAUCCAAAAGAUUGGUUCUCUUCUCUGAAAACAUGACCAAGCAAGAGAGCAUCAAAAUUUCUUGGGGGAGACAGAACGAGCGAAGACAGGCAAGUGGGAGCGAAUUCAAAUUUGCGUACCCUUUUGUUAAUUCGCAAUGGCGUGCAAGGCAGACAUUUGAAAUUUGGCAUGGGCGUUGUUUGUUCCUUCGAGACUUUACUGUUAGUAGCAAGAAUGAUUACUUGCUUGCAUAUGCACGCAUGACCUUUGCUUGGUCUCAUUCUCCUCGUCUGCCUGUUAUUAGCUGGUGAGUGGGUAGAGCCUUCACCUGAAAAUUGAACGGUGAGUAGCUGUGUUAGCUGGAACCACAAACCAAGAACACGGAGACUGUAACAGAUAUGUACGCUUUGGGACGAACGGUUGGCUAAAUAUCAACUCAAUACACA